Messenger RNA from Saccoglossus kowalevskii, 1185 nucleotides. Its product is annotated as acetylserotonin O-methyltransferase-like. Gene Ontology annotation, molecular function: O-methyltransferase activity; protein dimerization activity. NCBI's taxonomy places the organism in Eukaryota, Metazoa, Hemichordata, Enteropneusta, Harrimaniidae. The record is from RefSeq and is a predicted model, not a curated record.
CUCACGCAGUGUAUAAGCGAAGGCGUAACUCAGUCGUAUAUAUUUGGGUUUAUACCACCACAACCAGCGAUAUCAAACUGAGGUUGACGCCAUUUCCCUAUCAUGGCGGCUCAGUCCGUAGACGAUUUAUGGGGAUACCUGCAUGGAUAUCUCCACGCACAGGCCCUCAUGACCGGUUGUAAACUUCGCAUAUUUGACGAGCUGAAAAACGAACCGAAAACAGCCAGUGAUAUUUGUAUCAUCCUAGGGGCCGAGUUAGACGCAGUGGAGAGACUGUUAAACGCUUUAGUAUCUUUGGGGGCGUUAUCGAGAGUUUCGCCUGACGACUUUGGCAGCAACGACGAUAAGUUUAUCAACUCCGAUCUCUCAAGCAGGUACUUAACUACAGAGAGCCCCAUGACACUGCGACCCUGCAUACUGGUCGCUGAUAAAUAUUUGUAUGGUCUUGCAGGCAAUUUGUCAUUCGGUGUACGAGAUGGAAAUCCACAAGCAGAACGUGCGUUUGGAAUUAGCAGUCGGAAGUUUUACAAAGAUAGCGCCAAAAGCGAUGAUGAAAAGCUGCUUUUGUUGGCAUCUAUGCAUUCUAAAGCUACCGUCUUCUACCGCGACGCGGCAACAAAAUCGUUUGAUCUGUCUCAAUACAAGCACGCGUGUAACAUCGGGGGAGGUACUGGCGCUGUUGCAUUCGCUCUGGCUGCCGUCUACCAGCAUAUGAAAGUUACCGUACUUGAUGUACCAAGCGUGGUGGAAGUUGCCAGUAAAUUCACACCUGCAGACCCUUACUCCCAUAACGUAACCUUUAAAGGGGGUAAUAUCUUCAAAGGCUCUUUUCCCGAUGUCGACCUCUUUGUUUUGACGGAUAUCGUUCACAAAUGGCCCGAGCAACGAAUCAAACAACUUUUGUGUCGUCUGUUUGAUAGCUUGUCAGCCGGUGGCGCUGUUCUAAUUCUGGACUGCUUUCAUGAAGACGACAAACGAGGGUCACUAGCAGCGUCAAUGAUGGGCUUGUUGAUGUUGCUGACUUCCACCGAACGUUGUUUUCAGCGAUCGUUUGCUGAUAUGUGCGACCUUCUGCGCAAGAUCGGAUUUGUUGAAGUUAAAGUAAAAAAGAAUGGCGAUAUUGUACAAUCUAUGAUUGCUACGAAACCGCCGAUAGACAAUGGUGAACUAGAUGUGCAUUUAUAA